Molecule: messenger RNA, 456 nt
Organism: Passer montanus (Eurasian tree sparrow)
Lineage: Eukaryota; Metazoa; Chordata; Aves; Passeriformes; Passeridae
Product: eukaryotic translation initiation factor 5A-1-like
Exons: 3
Coding region: 1-441 (146 amino acids)
Biological process (GO): positive regulation of translational elongation; positive regulation of translational termination
Molecular function (GO): ribosome binding; RNA binding; translation elongation factor activity
Source: RefSeq, a predicted model, not a curated record
AUGGACGUGCCCAACAUCAAACGGAACGACUUCCAGUUCCCCCAGGUGCACCUGGUGGGCAUCGACAUCUUCACGGGCAAGAAGUACGAGGACAUCUGUCCGUCCACCCACAACAUGGACGUGCCCAACAUCAAACGGAACGACUUCCAGCUCAUUGGGAUCCAGGACGGGUACCUGUCGCUGCUCCAGGACAGCGGCGAGGUGCGGGAGGAUCUGCGGCUGCCGGAGGGGGAGCUGGGCCGGGAGAUCGAGCAGAAAUACGACUGCGGCGAGGAGAUCCUGGUACUGGUUAUACUGGUUAUACUGGGUUGUACUGGUUAUACUGGUUAUACUGGGUUAUACUGGUUAUACUGGUUAUACUGGGGGAGCUGGGCCGGGAGAUCCUGGUACUGGUUAUACUGGGUUAUGCUGGUUAUACUGGGUUAUAUCAGUCUGAACUAGUCUGUACUGGUCUGU